CUCAUAAUGUCAGAAAACCAAGCGUAUGAAUAUUUUAAUCGUAGGCACUCUGAGUGGAACAUUCUGGGAUUUUUAAACUAUUGUGAUGUGGAGCCAUUCGAUAUCAAGAUAGACUAUUAUUUAAAAUGCCUAGAGACAAUGGUUAAUCGUGAACAAGGUGAAAAAAAUGGCGAUCCUCGACCUGAUCGUUUAACGGCGAGACAAUGGGAACAAGAGCGCUCACGAAAGCAAAUUCAUGUUCAUCAACCGAUAUACGGAAAUUUCAACACUGGAACUAUUUAUGGAGGGACAAUCAACACCAAAACUUUCAGUGCGAAUACAAAUAUACUCAGAGAAGAACAAGGAGAGGACAAUUGUGGAGGUCAAACUCAAAGACGGGCAAAAAAGAGAAUAUCAUAUUUUGAAUCAGAAACCGAUGACGAAGAAUUUGAGGAAGAGU
Molecule: messenger RNA, 439 nt
Organism: Dentiscutata heterogama
Lineage: Eukaryota; Fungi; Glomeromycota; Glomeromycetes; Diversisporales; Gigasporaceae
Source: the annotation of a GenBank genome assembly